CAUCCCAGCUAUUCUGUGCCACUCUCAACAAAACAAAUCUCCCUAUCUCAUUUCCAGCACUUACCAGAAAAAAGAAGAAGAAGAAGAAGAAGAAUGAAUCCAGAAUCAAAGGCGACAACAAUGGCAACAACCACAACGAACAAUGCUGACUCUAAUUCCUCGAAGCCGUGUGCGUACCUUCAGGACGCUGACGAGGUGCAAAAGGUCUUCGAACGGUUUGACGCGAACAGCGACGGCAAGAUCUCCUCGGAGGAGCUCGCCGGAGUUAUGAAAGCCUUGGGAUCCGACACCUCUCCCGAUGAGAUUUCUCGCAUGAUGGUAGAGAUUGACACCGACAAAGACGGUUUCAUCAAUCUCGAGGAGUUUACCGCCUUCUGCAGCGGCAAUUCCCUCUACGGCUCCGCCGACGGUGGGGACGGUGGCGUCAAGGAGCUUCAUGAUGCAUUUGAGUUGUAUGAUCAGGACCAUGACGGCUUCAUUUCGGCUACUGAGUUGCACCUGAUCCUGACUCGGCUUGGCGAGCGGUGCUCGGUUCAGGAUUGCGAGAAGAUGAUCAAGUCCGUCGAUUCGGAUGGGGAUGGAAGAGUUAGCUUCCAAGAGUUUAAGAUCAUGAUGACCAAUAGCAAGAAGGCAUAAGGCGCACGGAUUUUCAGGGGGGGCGCCUCUACAGGGAAUUGCGUCCCCAUCUCUCGGUAAUAAGUUUAGGAGCAAGAUUAGAAAAUAAUUGUGGCUCAGCUAAUUAGGGGUAUGAUCACGUAAAUAGGUGAUUAGCGUUGUUUGCUCGAGGAAACUUUCAGUUACCUCGUUGUAAUUGCAGUUCCAGAACUCUCUUUUUUUUUUUUUAAUUUAAUGAAUAUGCAAGUUGAUCUUUUGACUUUCUA
This is a messenger RNA of Coffea eugenioides, 881 nucleotides long. Its product is annotated as calcium-binding allergen Ole e 8. The record is from RefSeq and is a predicted model, not a curated record. Bases 94 to 636 code for a protein of 180 amino acids. The transcript has a single exon. NCBI's taxonomy places the organism in Eukaryota, Viridiplantae, Streptophyta, Magnoliopsida, Gentianales, Rubiaceae. Gene Ontology annotation, molecular function: calcium ion binding.